Messenger RNA from Prorocentrum cordatum, 1926 nucleotides. NCBI's taxonomy places the organism in Eukaryota, Dinophyceae, Prorocentrales, Prorocentraceae. The record is from the annotation of a GenBank genome assembly.
AUGGUGCUGCUGGUUGCACCGGUGAUGCUGCUGCGGGUGGUGCUGCUGGUUGCACUGGUGGCGAUGCUGCAGCUGGUGCUGCUGCGCGUGGAGCUGCUGGAUGCACUGGUGGUGCUGAUGCAGCUGGUGCUGCUGCGCGCGGAGCGCUGGCUCCUCGACAUCGCAGACAUCCUGCUUGGCUACGACAACAGUGGCUACGACAACAGUGGCUACGACAAGGGCUACGACAGAGGCUACGACAAGGGCUACGACAAAGGCUACGACAAGGGCUACGACACGGGCUACGACAGCGAUGGCAAGGGCGACGACGACGGUGGCAAGGGUUACGACGAUGGCAAGGGCAAGGGCUACGACGGUGGCAAGGGCAAGGGUUACGACAGUGGCAAGGGCCGCGAGAAUGGCGGCAGCGGCAAGGGCCGCGACAAAGACGGCGACAGCGACAAGGGCCACAUCAGGCUGGCGAAGGAGCAGCGUGACGGGCUGCAGGACAUGAUGUCGGACAGCGGCAAAGGCUACGACGGCGGCAAGGGCAGCGACGGCGGCAAAGGCUACGACGGCAGCAAGGGCUUCGACAAAGGCUACGACGGCGGCAAGGGCAGCGACAAAGGCUACGACCCGUACGGCAGCUCGAGCACGGGCUACGACGCGGUCUACGACACGGGCUACGUCAAUGGCUACGACAAGGGCUACGACAAGGGCUACGAAAAGGGCUACGACGAUGGCAAGGGUGCUGAUGGCAUCGAUCGCGGCGGUACAAGCUACGACGGUGGCGCGGGCAUCGACGACGAGGCCAUGGGCUACUACGACGGUGGCAAGGGCUACGAUGGUAGCAAGGGCAGCACCGACGGUGACAAGGUCUACGACGGUGGCCAGGGCUACGACGAUGGAGAGGGCUACAACGGUGGCAAGAGCAUUAACGACGGUGGUAAGGGCAAGGCGACGGCCCUCGACAGCGGCGGGGGCUACGAUGGCGGCAAGGGCCCCGACGAGGGCAAGGGCAUGAGCAUGGGCAGGGGCGCCGAUGUGCUGGUGGCCGUGCUGGUGGUCGUGCUGGUGGUUGUGCUGGUCGUCGUGCUGGCGGAUGUGCUGGUGGUCGUGCUGGUGGUUGGUAGUGGUUGUGCUGGUGGUUGUGCUGGUGGUCGUGCUGCUGGUUGUGCUGGUUGUCGUGCUGGUGGUUGGUUGCGCUGGCUGGUCGUGCUGGUGGUCGUGCUGGUGGCCCUGCUGGUGGUCCUGCUGGUGGUCCUGCUGGUGGUUGUGCUGGUGGUUGUGCUGGUGGUUGUGCUGGUGGUGGUCGCGAGCCUGCUGGCGCAGCUGCCUUGCGGCACGGACACCUUUGACCGCAUACCUGAGCCCACGGUGCCAGAUAGGCGCGCCAGCGUUGGAGUACAUGUGGCUGGUGAGGCGGUCAUGCUGCCAGCGCUGCACGCCUUGCACCAAGAAAGGUCGCAGAUCAGCAGGGCACACGCGGUGCAGGUCAUACUUGUUGCCCAGGAGAAGCUCGCUUACCUCUGGUUGAGGAAUAUGCGCAAGUUCGCGCCUGAGAUACACGCUCGGGCGGUGCAUCUGAAUCAGCUGGAUGGCUUCAGGAUGCGCCACGAGCGCAGGCGGGGCGAGAGGCUCGCGGGCGCCACCUCCUCCAGCAGCGACAGCACCGACUCCUCCAGUGACGACGCGAGGGACGUCAGGUUCAUCGGCCUCUCGGACCCGACGCGCGGGCACGAGCUGGACGGCGCCCUGGCGGCGGCGCCGCCCGCGGCGUCGCCGGCGCUGGCGGGAGCGGCGCGCAGAGGCGACGGGCGCUCGCCCAACAAGCGGCCGCGCCUCGACGGCGGGCGCGCGGCCGACGGGGCCGCGGGAUCGCCGCCCCUCCCUGCAGGGCAGGAGGCCGGCGUCGGAGGAGUCGCGGUCGCAGGAGGCCCUGGCUGA